AUGGAGAUUGUCUCGAGUGCAGUAUCAGAGCAAGUACUUAAGCCUACAUUUUGCCUAGAAGUGCAUGAGCCUCUCACGACCACAUCCUUCCUACCUCUACCCCAAGCCAACCACUCGAUCACCAAAACCCAGGCCUCCUCCGCCCUAUCUUUUCAAUCUCGCCUAUCGUUCCAGAAAGACCAGAAACAUUAUUGCAGAAGAGUGUCGUUUGACAAUGCUGCAGACCAGCGAAAAUCAGAGCAGACCUUUACUCUAUCAUUCACAACCGAACGUUUUUCGCCCAGCCAUCGAUCACGGUGCUUUUUAUUGCCGAUUGAUCUGGACGUAGGCACGACCGAUGCAAUUCAGUAUGCUAUGGAGGCAAGCUAUCAAUCAUCAACCGGCCAAUUGGACAGACCAAUAAGCGAGAGAAUAUACACCCCUCCAAAAAAAAUAGCCCAGGAUAUUCGAGUGACUAUCGAACUUCAUUUCGGACGGCCAGAAACGUCACUUAUCCAUAUGGCUGCAAUGUAUGAGCCAUCUGUAAUAGUGCUUGGGACCAGAAAUCGUCCUAGACAGAAAACACCUUUUUCGGGAGCUGGUGUGUUCAAGUACAGUUUACGCCAGGUGCGUAUACCGGUAAUUGUGGUGCGAGACAGUCAGGACAGGAUGAAAGAAACCGAGAGUCAGGUUCAAUCGAUUGCAUCUUUUCAUUUCUUACAAUUCUUAUCCCCACGCCGACUACUGAAGCAAUUGAGACAGCAGGUGCAUGCCUUUCAUAAUACAACUCCUUUAGCCUAA
Molecule: messenger RNA, 780 nt
Organism: Phycomyces blakesleeanus NRRL 1555(-)
Lineage: Eukaryota; Fungi; Mucoromycota; Mucoromycetes; Mucorales; Phycomycetaceae
Exons: 4
Coding region: 1-780 (259 amino acids)
Source: RefSeq, a predicted model, not a curated record